AUUAUAUCAUGUCGCGUAAAAAACUGGGAAUGGAAGAAGAAUAUCAAUUGAUGACUCGUAGUCAUAAAACUCGAAUACCCAUUGAUCGUAUGUUAAAGGCAAGGAACUUUACCGCCUUUAAAAGAACCGAUAGUCUAUGGAAAGUGGCCAAAAUGGAACAGCAGACGGACCCAGCCUUUCCCAUUGAACCCGUAGAAUAUACCAUAAACCCCAUGCAACAACAUUUAAAGAACACCUUAUGCUCAAUGCUUCAAAAAAGAUACCUCAACAACCCUUCACCAACAAUGACCCCUCGCAUGAAGAAAUACUUUCGUGCCAUUGCUGUUCUCGAAUACGAACACGAUCACGGCUUAAUCGCAGAUACCGAAUUCGGUGCUUCCGUUCUGGGAGAGACGUGCUGGACACCGGCCGAAAAGAAACGCUUCUUUUUAGCCAUUGAACGAUGUGGUAAAAACAACAUUUCCGAAAUUUCUCGACGUGUAGGGCCAACAAAAACGCCCGUUCAAGUUUACGAAUUUCAACAAUGCUUACAGGAAGCUGCGCAAGCCAUCGACCCUUUACCCAUUGACCAUUUAUCUGCGCGAGAAAUGACACCCUUUUAUAUUGAUCAAGAAGAGGCUAUGGCUUCAUCAAUAAAAGACGCAUUGGAAGUUGAAUCCUACGGCAAACAUUUACAAUACACCGAUCGAUCCGAAAUUCAAUUAUUGGAGAUAUGGAACAUGUCUUCUCUAACACGACUGUUUAGCAAGAUCAAUGAUAUGACGGUGCUGUCAAGUACAAGCAUCAAUUUUUACGAACUCAUUAGAAACUUUGUGUCGGACAUCAUGAUAGAUCUGCAUACACAGCUGUUGAAUUCAGAAAAUAAGACAGUCACUAAAUCACUGAUGAACGUGACGAUUGCGAAACGUAUGAAACAUUUUAGGGAAGACAGACGAUUGAAGCAUUUAGAUAUCCUUGCCAUGUUGGAUAAACGCUAUUAUUUCCAUGAACCCUAUACCAGAGGUAAAUCAGCUACAUAUCUGGCGAAAAGGCGGCGAAACAUGGUCCCAGAAUACGAUUCAUCCAUGGAGGAAGAAGACACAGAGGAAGGUGAAGGAUAUACACAAGUGUCAGGCGACAAAGAAAAGGGAUAUACGCAAGUGUCAGACGACAAAGAAAAGGGAUAUAUACAAGUGUCGGAUGACGAAGAAGAAAUGGAAUGGGAUAUUGAUACAUCUUCUUCAGAUGAGGAAGAAGAAGAGAAGGACGAGAUGUUGGAGCCGAUAGACGACGAUGAUGCGAUACCUGGUGUAUAUGUCAUACGUAAUGAGCGACAUGAACAUAAGGACGCAAUCGAGGCUGAUCAAAGUGUACAUGAUACCAUUGGCGUUAAUUCCAGUGACGAAGAAAUUGACUCAUAUCUCAGGGACGAUGAAGAAGAUGAAAAAAGAAUGCAGCAAUUAGACGCACAGCAUGAACAACAAAUGAUUUCUUACCUUGAAUUUUAUGACGAAGACCAUUCUUCAAGCGAAUAAUUCAUUGAGGAAGAUGGAAUCAAUCGAAUAGUUUUUUUUUAAAUGUAGUAAUAAUAAUAUACCUUCUUUUUCUUUAACAAAGAAAAAA
Mucor mucedo is the source of this 1602-nucleotide messenger RNA. RefSeq lists its product as uncharacterized. The record is from RefSeq and is a predicted model, not a curated record. Lineage: Eukaryota; Fungi; Mucoromycota; Mucoromycetes; Mucorales; Mucoraceae. The transcript has 2 exons. The coding region runs from base 9 to 1514 and encodes 501 amino acids.